Plodia interpunctella (Indianmeal moth) is the source of this 1073-nucleotide messenger RNA. RefSeq names its product immunoglobulin domain-containing protein oig-4-like. The coding region runs from base 135 to 626 and encodes 163 amino acids. The record is from RefSeq and is a predicted model, not a curated record. The transcript is spliced from 4 exons. Lineage: Eukaryota; Metazoa; Arthropoda; Insecta; Lepidoptera; Pyralidae.
CGCGGAGAGAAAUCGCUGGCACCAGUUGCAAUCGGACCCCUCACAAGAUCGUACCGGGAUUCGCCACCUGGCUUGGAACAGCCGCCAACGUUCCAAAAGCAUCGAGUGAAACAUAACGGCUCAAAACAAUUCUAAUGUUUCUCCUGAAGGCAAAACUAUUAUUAGGGCUCCUCAUCUUUUACUUGUUCUUCAUACAACAUGCAGAGAUGAGGAGAGCGCGCACAAGGAGCAGAGCCAGGUCAAAGGUACAAAUCGGUUUACCUAUAACUGGCAAAUAUAGAGAUCCAGAAUCUGACCAAUACUACAACAACAAUGAUGGUGCGAAGAUAUUAUUGGCUUCGCACUUUGACCUUGAGUAUGUUCUCGGACAUAAAAUUGCAUUUCUGUGCAUCGCCAAAGGCUCGCCGCGGCCACACAUCACUUGGUUUAAGGAUGGCGUCGAAAUAUUUGCUCAUCACUACUUACAUAUCCACGAAUGGCCAAUUGGAGAGGAUAGAGUGAAAUCCAAAAUUGAAAUAGACCCAGCUACUCAGAUGGAUGCAGGAGUAUACGAGUGUACUGCAGACAACAUGUAUUCUAUAGAUCGACGUUCUUUCAAGACGGACUUUUCUAUUGCUUUCGACUGAACUGCGAUUAAUCAAAUUGUAUCAUGGCGAAUUAAGGUCAAUUCUCAAUGUCCAUCAACAGCUUUAAAUAGGUACCUAUAAGAUGUUGACUGAACAGUGUUCAACUUAAAUUGUGUUUAAAUAGAUAAAUAACGUUCUAUAUUUUUUUGCACAUAUCUCUUAUCGUGUGUUAAUGCCAACACUGGUGUCAGAUUUUAUUACAGUCGCUAUACGCUAUAUAUACUAUACUACACAUUAGUAACUAGAGUAUUUAUAGUGGCCACGUAAUGUACCUACUACUCAUUUGACACAAUGUUACUUGCAUUACAGUUCACCAUUUCGAUAUGCUAUUUAUAGACUGUCGCUUAUGGUCGAUUCAUUUUAAUAGUUUUGUGAAUUCCAGAGCCGUUAUGAAGAUCAGUAAAUGUUAUAUAAUUUAUUUUAAAAAAUAAAGCAUUUUAAACUGUC